AAAAAAUAGAGAAAAUUAAAUGUUUUUUAUGAUGAGUGGGAUGUAUUUAAGCGAUUUGAUGAUCCGCCCCCUCCAAUUCAUCGUACUAUCGCACAGUAAACAUGAUCUAGAACAUCAAACGGAGUUCUUCAAUCGGCGAAAUUUCUGAAGCAAGCCGCUAGCAAUUUACCCAGUACCGUAGCACCCCCCUCCGGCGACGAUGUAGUGUCGUCUGAAACAAGGUCAAAUUGGGCAGCUCAUUCGGCGGAAUUUAUUGAAGUACGAAUCGUUAAUUACGCAAAACUCUUGUUUUUGUAGGCAUGGCCAUAAAGGAUGAUGAUGCAACGGGAAUGCUCAAGCAAUCAGAGAUGAGGUCUAAAAACUUGAAGAAAAAUGAAGAGAACAAAAUAAGCAAUGGUGUGGAAGGUCUCCAUUUUCGGCACAUUGAAAAUGAUGAGGAAGUUCAGAGACAUAAUAUUUGUGUGGAAGGAAGUGUUACCCUUACGAGGGAAUGGGCUAAAGAUGUUGAAAAGAAAAAGAAGAAACGGCAGAGAGAUGUUAUGUGCAAUGUGAAUGAGUCACAUCCAGGGAGCAAAGAGAUAAAAAAUACUGUUAUUGUAGGGAAUGAAGAUGAUAUACAUUCAACUGUAACUAAGCUGCUGGAAAAUGACAUCAGUAAGGAAAAACUCACAACUGAGUGCAAUGGAGGUAGCAUUGAGAUGGCCCGGAUAAAGAAGAAGAAGAAGAUAGAGAAAGGAAAGAAGAAUAAAGAUUCUUGUGCUGGUUUAAAAGAUACUGGGACAGAAAGUCUUAAAACUAUUGAAAAUGAGAAUAUUAAGAGGAGGAAUAUGGCUAAAAAUGUUUCAAAAGAUACAAAACCUCAAAAAAACAAAACAGUGCAAUUUGCUGAUGACUUGCAGGUUGUUCAUGUUUUUGAUGUUCCUGAAGAGGGUGGUGCCGCAAAAAACAAAGAUGUCAAAUUAGUUCAAGGUAAGCGGUUUUCAAAAGAAGAAGAUGAGAUCAUCAUGAAAGCUGUUUCUAAGUUCAUAGAGAAGUACGAUUUGGGUGACGAAGGGCUGGAAAUGGUUUUAAACUGUCAAGCUUAUCCAAACUUGAGGCACUGUUGGUACGAAAUUGCAACUGCCAUUCCAUACCGACCCUAUAAAUCUAUUUAUUAUCGUGCUCGAAAUAUUUUGUGGAAAAAUGAUAGCCCAUGGACUAAAGAAGACUACGAAUUUAUAAGAGCAUAUCAUGAAAAACACGGGAACAAAUGGACAGCUAUGGCUAAGGAGCUUGGCAAAUACUCAUGUCAUGUCUUUAAUGCAUGGAUGAGAACAAAGUUGCCCAAUAUGAAGAAGGGGGGUUGGUCACAAGAGGAGUACAAAACAUUAUUUGAUUUAGUGAAUAUGAAUCUGCAAUUGAAAGUUUCAGAGGAGAAGAAAUCCAAGCAUGGUAUGUUGCGUGAUAAUAUCAGUUGGAUUGCAAUAAGUGAAAAAUUGGCCACACGAAAUAACGCAUCGUGUUGUAGUAAAUGGUAUCGUCAGUUGACAUCGCCUUUGGUAGCUGAAGGUAAAUGGAGUGAUUCAGAUGAUUAUAGGAUGAUAGGUGCACUGUAUGAAUUAGAUGUGAGCUGCAUAGAGAAUGUGGACUGGGAUAACCUUCUUGAGCACAGGCCUGGUGAAGUAUGUCUGCAGCGUUGGAAACAAAUGGUUCGUUACAUAGGUAACUAUGGCACCAAACCAUUUUCUGAACAAGUUGAACUUCUGGCACAAAGAUACUGUCCCUACUUGCUUGAAGCAAGGGAGGCCUGGGAUAACAAGCCAUAUGUAGCAUAACGGAAGCAUUCCCUUCUUUUUACUGCAAAAACUGAGAUAUCUGUUUUGCUGUUGACUUGUAACUUAAAUCUUAAAUAGCAAGUCUCUGUUUUUACUUUUAAGGCUACCAUGAACAAUUAUUUUAAUACGGGUUGUCCUUUUGCACUUGAUGCUUCAAUUACCAACAUGGGUUUAAGCUAAAAAAGUAAAAAGUAAAAGCUUGA
Messenger RNA from Cuscuta europaea, 2017 nucleotides. The record is from the annotation of a GenBank genome assembly. NCBI's taxonomy places the organism in Eukaryota, Viridiplantae, Streptophyta, Magnoliopsida, Solanales, Convolvulaceae.